Molecule: messenger RNA, 540 nt
Organism: Geodia barretti
Lineage: Eukaryota; Metazoa; Porifera; Demospongiae; Tetractinellida; Geodiidae
Source: the annotation of a GenBank genome assembly
AUGGCCUCCUCCCUGGUGAGCAAACCGGAAGAGGUCCGUGUGGAAGAGUCCAACAUGGGUGGGCGGACAGUUUUCCGCCUUCAGGUAGCCCCCGAGGACAAGGCUCACCAAGCGUUGGAUAGCUCCCAUCCGGAACCCCCCGCCCCUGUUGUCGUUGCCCGCGUUUACCGCGCUCACAGCCGGGACGGCGCCCUCAGCGUCGAAUUGCUCAGCGACUUGCCAGGGCGCUUCGACGUAGGCCGCGAAUUGCUGGUCGAUGACGUCGCUUACUCGAUCGUGGAGUCGCGGCAGACCGGCCCGGAAACUGCGAUAAUCAGACUCGAAGGCAUCACCUCCCGCCACCAGGCCUCUCUCCUUACCGGCAAAUUCCUCGCUGCCCUCCCGGACUCGGAAGCCACUCUUGAGGAAGGCGAAUAUUUCCACUAUCAACUCAUCGGCCUGCAGGUCAUAACAGAAGACGGGGAAGACCUCGGGCAGUUGCAGGAGAUCUUGGAAACGGGCAGCAACGAUGUCUACAUAGUCAGAGGGCACUGGCGCUGA